AUGAAAAGCUUCUUGCUUUUGCUAGGCUUUGCCGGGUAUGCUGCUUCGCAGUGUCCCUUUGCAGGGCUUUCAAGCAGCAGCAUUCCAGCGAGUCUGGCCUUGUAUAGCAACGACACGGACGCUUACAUGACCACCGACUGGGGUACUCCGAUCCAAGACCAGCUGAGUCUGAAGGUCGGGCCACGGGGUCCAACUGCCUUGGAGGACUUCAUGUUCCGUCAAAAGCUUCAGCACUUCGAUCAUGAGCGCGUUCCCGAACGUGUCGUACAUGCCAGAGGAGUAGGAGCGUAUGGAACCUUCACUUCCUACGGCGAUUGGUCCAACAUCACCGCGGCCAAUUUCCUCAGCGCUGAGGGGAAACAGACAGAUACUUUUGUACGGUUCUCCACGGUUCAAGGAUUUAGGGGAAGUCCAGACACUGUCCGUGAUAUGCACGGAUUUGCCACCAGGUUCUACACUGAUGAAGGCAACUACGAUAUUGUCGGAGUGACUGUGCCCACCUUCUUCAUCCAGGAUGCCAGUCAGUUCCCUGAUCUGGUCCAUGCGAUCAAGCCCGAGCCUCAGACCGAGAUGCCCCAGGGUGGAACCGCCCACACUACUGCCUAUGACUUCUUCUCCUCGCAGCCUAGUACUUUCCACACCGUACUCUGGUUCAUGGCUGGCCAUGGUAUCCCGCGUUCUUUCCGCCAUGUAAAUGGAUAUGCCGUGCACGCUUACCGCUUCGUGACCAACGCUGGCGAGUCUGUCUACGUCCGAAUCCAGUGGAGAAGUCUGCAGGGCGUUGCUAGUAUGGUUUGGGAAGAAGCCCAGGCGGCUGCUGGUAAGAACUUCGACUAUCAUCGCCAGGACCUGUACAAUGCUAUCGAUCAGGGCCACUACCCCGGAUACGAGCUUGGUGUCCAGAUUGUCCCGGAAUCUGACGCUUUGGCCUACGGCUUUGAUAUCUUGGACCCUACCAAGUUCCUCCCGGAGGAUGUCGUCCCUGUGACCUGGCUUGGAAAGAUGGAGCUCAACCGCAAUGUCGUCAACUACUUCUCCGAGACAGAGCAGAUUGGCUUCCAGCCUGGCCAUGUCGUUCGUGGCAUCGACUUUUCCGAGGAUCCUCUUCUCCAGGGUCGUAUAUACUCCUACCUUGACACCCAGCUCCAGCGCCAUGGAUCAGCCAACUUUGAGCAACUUCCCAUCAACCGCCCUCGUCCAAAUGUUCAUAACAACAAUCGCGAUGGUUUCAUGCAAUCCACCAUUCCCACAAACCAGUAUGCGUAUACCCCAAAUACUCUGAAUGGUGGCUCUCCAAUGCAAGCCAACCAGACCAUUGGGAAUGGGUUUUUCACUUCCCCCCACCGUUUCUAUAGCGGCAAUCUUGUUCGCGAGCAAAGCCCAACAUUCAACGACCACUACACUCAGCCCCGUCUGUUCUGGAACUCGCUUGUCCCCGAGGAGCAGCAAAUGAUUGUCAAUGCACUCCGUUUCGAAGUUUCGCAUGUCACCGAAGAGUCUGUGAUCCAGAAUGUUGUGAACCAGCUGAACAUGAUUGACAAUGAUCUCGCCUGCCGCGUUGGUGCAGCCCUGCAUAUUCCAUGCCCUGCUCCCAACCCUACUUUCUACCACAACAACAAGACUGUCGGAGUCAGCGCCUUCAGCCCGCUGUACAAUAUUUCUGGCUUGCAGGUUGCUUUCCUUGCUUCCCAGGCCUACCCUGCUUCUCUUAUCCAGGGUAUGCAGCUCGCUGAGAGCCUGGCUCCCGCCCAGGUCGAUGUCACCAUCAUCUCAGAGACCUUGCAGAAUGCUAAUGUGACCUACUCCGCUGCGGAUGGAUCUCUCUACGACGCAGUCAUUGUCGCCGAUGGCAUUCAGAAUCUGUUCUCCCCAAGCAGCUUUACCAAGCAGCCCAACAGCACCACCGACAUGCCCAAAACUGUGUCUCCCUACUCGAGCCUGUUCCCUGCUGGCCGUCCCCUCCAGAUCCUGGUGGAUGCAUUCAAGUACGGGAAGACUGUGGGAGCUCUUGGCUCAGGUCAUUCGGCCUUGGCAAUGGCCGGAAUCACAUCCAACGUCCCCGGUGUUUAUCUUGCGCAAGGCAUUAGCUCGUCUUUCAUCUCGGACCUCCGAAGUGCAUUGACUACCUUCAAAUGGCUGAACCGUUUCACCCUGGACUCCAACUGA
This is a messenger RNA of Penicillium canescens, 2166 nucleotides long. RefSeq lists its product as uncharacterized. The transcript is spliced from 3 exons. The record is from RefSeq and is a predicted model, not a curated record. NCBI's taxonomy places the organism in Eukaryota, Fungi, Ascomycota, Eurotiomycetes, Eurotiales, Aspergillaceae. Bases 1 to 2166 code for a protein of 721 amino acids. Gene Ontology annotation, biological process: hydrogen peroxide catabolic process; response to oxidative stress. Gene Ontology annotation, cellular component: cytosol. Gene Ontology annotation, molecular function: catalase activity; heme binding.